Molecule: messenger RNA, 1191 nt
Organism: Fusarium sp. VM40
Lineage: Eukaryota; Fungi; Ascomycota; Sordariomycetes; Hypocreales; Nectriaceae
Source: the annotation of a GenBank genome assembly
AUGGCCCAAUCAGCAGAGGAGAGGUUUAGCCUCAUCAAGGAGAAUCUCUCCGAGGUUCUGAACCCUGAGAUCAUCCAGUCCAUUCUUGAUGAGGGUCGCAAUCCCAAGAUCUACUGGGGUACUGCCACCACUGGUCGACCUCACUGCGGUUACCUCGUCCCUGCCGUCAAGAUCGCUCAGUACCUUGCCGCUGGUUGCGAUGUCACCGUCCUCCUCGCCGAUAUCCAUGGAUUCCUCGACAACUUGAAGGCCCCUAUCGAGCUUGUGGAGAAGCGUGCAGAAUACUACAAGUUUGUUAUCACAGCUAUGCUCAAGGCAUGCGGAGUUUCUACCGAGAAGCUGCGUUUUGUAUUUGGUAGCUCUUACCAGAAGACUUCCGACUAUGUUAUGGACCUGUACAAGCUAUCCUCAGUCGUGUCGGAACACGAUGCCAAGAAGGCUGGUGCUGAGGUUGUCAAGCAGACAGCCAAUGCGCCUCUGAGCGGUCUCCUGUACCCUCUUCUGCAAGUUUUGGACGAGCAGUACCUCGACUGUGAUGUUCAAUUUGGUGGUGUUGACCAGAGAAAGCUAUUCGCUGCUGCCACUGAGUGGUUGCCCAAGCUUGGAUACCGAAAGCGAGCUCAUCUCAUGAACCCUAUGAUCGCCGGCUUGAACGGUAACAAGAUGAGUUCAAGUGACGAGAACAGCAAGAUUGACCUUUUGGACGCCCCCGAGGUUGUGACGAAGAAGAUCCGCAAGGCCGAGUGUGUUCCUAAGGAAGUAGAGGGCAACGGCGUACUGGCACUCGUCGAGUAUGUCAUUCUACCAGUUUCUGGUCUGCGAAACGGUACUCGGGAGUUCAAGGUCGAAAGACGGGACGCCGAGCCCCUGAUUUACAACGACAUCAAGCAAGUCCAGGAGGAUUACCGAGCCGAUGUGUUGACACCUCAAACUCUGAAGGCUGCGCUGACUGAAGGACUUCUUGAGUUGAUGAAGCCAAUACAGGCGGAAUACCAAGCCUCGCAAGAAUGGCAGGAUGUCACCCUGAAGGCCUACCCCCCACCCGUGAAGAAGGAGAAGAAGAAGAAGAACCUUGGCACAAGGUUUCCCGGAGCUAAGGGGGGAGAGAAUGCUGAGGCCGAAGUGACCAAGAGGGCCGAGGACUUGACAAUUGCCGACGUUCAGGCAACUGAGGCCAAUCCUACCGCCUGA